Messenger RNA from Hydra vulgaris (swiftwater hydra), 1554 nucleotides. NCBI's taxonomy places the organism in Eukaryota, Metazoa, Cnidaria, Hydrozoa, Anthoathecata, Hydridae. The record is from RefSeq and is a predicted model, not a curated record.
AAUAAGUUGUAAAAUCCAAACUCUAUCAUAUAACGAGGUUUUUGCUGAAAUUGUUUUGAAUAGAGUCUGGCAACAAAAGUCCCUUAAAGAGUAGUAAAAAUGAAACUUGCAUCACGAGAAUCUGUAAUCCAUGUUAUGCAAGCUGCUGCAGCAUUAGGAUGUCAAUGUCCUGCUCACUCUCAAGCAUAUUCUGGCCAAGUAUCCCAAAAGUCAAGUAAAAACAACACAAGCGGGUUAAAAGAAUAUGCUGUAGAAAUGGCUUGUUCAAAUAUUCGAUAUGGAAAAGGUGUUACAGCAGAAGUUGGGAUGGAUUUCAAGAAUUUAAAGGUGAAAAGUGUUGGUGUGUUUACAGAUAAAAAUCUUCUUAACCUCCCUGCUGUAAAAGAGGCGAUAAAAUCUUUAGAGAAGCAUGGGGUGGUUUACCAAGUAUUUGAUGAUGUUCGCAUUGAGCCUACUGAUGAAAGUUUCCAAAAAGCAAUUGAUUUUUCACGCAAACAUCAGUUUGAAUCAUUUCUUGCAGUUGGUGGUGGAUCAGUUAUUGAUACAACAAAAGCAGCAAAUCUUUUAUCAUGUUACCCUGAACACAAUAUUUUAGACUUUACUAGUGCCCCAAUUGGAAAAGCAUUACCUGUUGAUAAAGUUUUGAAACCAUUGAUUGCAAUUCCAACAACUGCAGGAACAGGAAGUGAAACCACUGGUACAGCAGUAUUUGAUUACUCCCCACUUCAUGCAAAGACUGGUAUUGCAAGUCGCGCUUUGCGACCUUUACUUGGAAUUGUUGAUCCUUUGCACACAUUAACUAUGCCAUCUCGUGUGUGUGCUAACAGUGGGUUUGAUGUAUUUUGUCAUGCUUUGGAAUCUUAUACUGCGAUUCCUUAUAAUGAAAGAACACCUCGACCAGUUAACCCUAUUUUGAGACCUGCAUAUCAAGGAAGCAAUCCAAUCAGUGAUGUAUGGUCAAAACAUGCUUUAAAAAUUACUGCAAAGUUCUUAAAAAGGGCAGUGGAAAAUCCAGAUGACUUUGAAGCAAGAUCAGAAAUGCACUUAGCUAGUGUUUUUGCUGGCAUUGGAUUUGGUAAUGCUGGGUGUCAUCUUUGUCAUGGACUUUCUUAUGCAUUGUCAGGAAUGGUGAAAAAUUACAAAGCCAAAGAUUACUACGUAGAUCAUCAUUUAAUUCCCCAUGGUUUAUCAGUGAUUAUUACUGCACCUGCUGUGUUUAAUUUUACAGCUCCUGCUUGCCCAGAAAGACAUUUAGAAGCUGCAGAAAUACUUGGAGUUGAUAUAAGUAAUGCAAGAAGUUCAGAUGCUGGUGCUAUUCUUUCUGACGCGAUUCGAAAAUUUAUGCAUGAACUUAAAGUAGAUAAUGGAAUCGCAAGUCUCGGUUAUACUUCUGAAGAUAUACCACGGUUAGUUAGUGGCACAAUUCCUCAAACACGGGUUACAAAGUUAGCUCCUGGUGGUGAACCUACUCCGGAGGAAUACGCAAUGAUAUAUGAGCAAUCUUUGACAAUAUAUUAGCUUUUAAAAAUUAUUGUUUGUUUAAAUUUAUAGCAU